Molecule: messenger RNA, 1338 nt
Organism: Lichtheimia ornata
Lineage: Eukaryota; Fungi; Mucoromycota; Mucoromycetes; Mucorales; Lichtheimiaceae
Exons: 4
Coding region: 1-1338 (445 amino acids)
Biological process (GO): amino acid transmembrane transport
Molecular function (GO): amino acid transmembrane transporter activity
Source: RefSeq, a predicted model, not a curated record
AUGCCACCUUACGGCAGCACGGAUGAUGCUGAAUAUAAUAACCUGACAACAGCACAGGAAGCGAUUCGAAUCGAUCACGACGUUCUUCAAGCCAAUCAACCUGGCUAUGGCACACGUAACAAAGUGGAAGUUGCGUUUAAUCUUGUCAAUGCUACCGUGGGUGCUGGGAUUAUCGGCCUUCCUUUUGCUAUAUACCAUGCUGGUCUUAUCUUUGGACUAGUAGCCUCCAUCUUUGUCGCAUUGAUUUCACAGCUGGGCCUUUACAUGCUGAUAACGGCUGGUCAUCGAGUACACAUUUACAAGUAUGCGGAUCUUGUGGAGUAUUUACUUGGAAGACCUGGUUUUUGGUUCUUGAAUACGACUCUUCUCCUUCAAUCGAUUGGCAUCACGAUCAGCUAUUACAUAUUGCUUGGAGACACCAUUCCAUCCGUACUCUCACUUUACUUUCCCCAAUACUCCUUUUUGAAAAGCAGAUCAACAGUCAUUUGUCUGGUUUCAAUCUUUUUGGUGUUCCCACUUAAUCUGCCACGAUCAAUAGGGCGAUUGGCGCGAUGGUCGAUUGUGUCUGUACUCUGUAUCCCGUUGAUUAUCGUUGUCAUUCUCGUUCGGGCCCCAGCUUAUGUCGAUGACGACCAUACACUUCCUAUUACAGUCACUGGUCCCAACGUGUGUAGUGCAUUGGGCAUUAUUGCGUUUGCUUUCGCGUGUCCUCAUGUGGCUUUCAGCAAUUAUCUCAGCCUUGCAGAUCAAAGUGCUCGUGGAUGGUAUCAGACUACUGUGCUUGCAACGACUAUGAGUUGGGUGAUUUCGAUGGUGUUCGCUGUUACAGGCUUUUUUGUGUUUGGAUACGACGUCAAAUCCAAUGUUUUUCUCAACUUUGCCACCGACGAUAUCAUUAUCAACAUUGGGCGCCUUGCACUUGGUAUCAGCAUGAUACUUACUAUUCCAAUGGGGACCUAUCCUACUCGUGAAUGUAUUUUGAAAUACUUUGGCUUAGAACAUCAUCCAAGUCAAGUCUUGCAUUGGGUGGUGACAAUAUUGGUUUCGAUCAUGCUGCUUUAUUUUGGUGUCACCAUACGCAAUCUGGGUAAUGUCUACGCAUUGGUAGGAGCCUUGGCGGCGACGAGCCUUGCUUGGAUCAUCCCUGGCGGUGCAUACCUCAUGACCAACAAGACCAAGAGCAUAAAAUCGAUCCAGCAAUCAGAACGUGAAGCCCUUGUAUCAUCUGCUGGUCCCCAAACCUCGUCAUCCAGGGUACUUACAUUAGCAGCUGGUCUGUUGAUCGGUUGGGGUGUACUUGUGAUGAUCCUGUGUUGCGCUAGUAUAGUGGUUUUAUAG